AUGCGCAGCGCCAGCAAAGGAACCCGGGGCUGCAACCGGCGCGCUGCUCUCAUGUCCGCGGUGCGGGCCCGCGCGAGCCGCACUCAGCGGUGGCGUGCUGUCGCCGUGCUCGCCGGCGGAGCGCGGUGCGCAUUAUGCAACGCGGAGCCCGCCGUGCUGCCGACCUGCCUCACGUCUAGCCGGCGAGCGCCGACCACUAACCCGACACAGCCGCGCCGCUAUGCCCACCGACCUAGAUGCACUUUUACGACGCCGAGAAUGCAAUCGACACACAUAUUCGCGUCUCGUUCCGAUAAACGCAUCGACGACGAAAGCGGCCUGUGA
Spodoptera exigua (beet armyworm) is the source of this 324-nucleotide messenger RNA. NCBI's taxonomy places the organism in Eukaryota, Metazoa, Arthropoda, Insecta, Lepidoptera, Noctuidae. The record is from the annotation of a GenBank genome assembly.